Nanorana parkeri is the source of this 869-nucleotide messenger RNA. It is a transcript of the gene PHPT1, whose product is annotated as phosphohistidine phosphatase 1. Gene Ontology annotation, cellular component: cytosol. The record is from RefSeq and is a predicted model, not a curated record. Gene Ontology annotation, molecular function: protein histidine phosphatase activity. The coding region runs from base 51 to 419 and encodes 122 amino acids. Lineage: Eukaryota; Metazoa; Chordata; Amphibia; Anura; Dicroglossidae. The transcript is spliced from 3 exons. Gene Ontology annotation, biological process: peptidyl-histidine dephosphorylation.
GCCACUGCUGAUUGGACACCGCCGCUGUCACUGGCAAGCAGAAGGCAGGCAUGGCUGAGCUGGUGAAGGUCCCGCUGGUGGAUAUAGAUCCAGACGGCACCUUCAAAUACGUGUUGAUACGAGUCAGCUACAGGGAGAAGCUGGAUGACUACAGGGACAUCGUGAGGGGAUACGGCUGGGCAGAGUACCACGGUGAGACCGAUAUCUAUGACCGCGUGGCCUCAGAGAUUGAGAAAGAUCGUGUGCUGGACUGUGAGUGCCUAGGAGGAGGCCGAAUUUCCCAUUCCAGCAGCAGCAAGAAGAUCCAUAUCUAUGGCUACUCCUUGGGUUUUGGUCGGGCCAAACACUCUGUUACUAUGGGGCUGAUCAAGACUAAAUACCCAGACUAUGAAGUCACCUGGUCAGACGAAGGAUACUGACGAGGCAUCGAAUGGCCAUACGGAAUUCUGGGGCACAGUGUUACCGGUCUAAGACCUAAACUACACAGGAGAUUUUAGUCUUCCUAUACACAGUUGUUGCUAUUCAUCGCUUUUGCUGCCAGUCGAUUACAGCGGGUUGCAGAUUAGGUAAUUCUCAUUAACAGGUUAAAUCACUGUGUGAAAUGAAAGGAAGCCUCUACUGAGGAAUUAUGGAAGUAACAAUGCUGACCUGUCAUUAUAAAUGACCAAAUCCCUGGCUGUCAUAUUGAACCAAUUCAACUGAACUAAAUAUGGGAUUCAGGAAUUCUUCAUUUUACUUGGACUAUUCUGCUUGCUUGGACUAUUCUGCUUGCUUUAUCUGAGUCAGUGACUCCAAAGUUAUUGGACAGCCAGGCAGUGAAAAUUUCUGGAUCAAGGUCAUUAAUGGCAGCCUUCGUACUUCAGUUCAGG